Messenger RNA from Didymosphaeria variabile, 2031 nucleotides. RefSeq lists its product as uncharacterized. Gene Ontology annotation, molecular function: NAD+ poly-ADP-ribosyltransferase activity. The record is from RefSeq and is a predicted model, not a curated record. NCBI's taxonomy places the organism in Eukaryota, Fungi, Ascomycota, Dothideomycetes, Pleosporales, Didymosphaeriaceae. Bases 1 to 2031 code for a protein of 676 amino acids. The transcript is spliced from 3 exons.
AUGUUUGACAUUCCGGAAGGAAAGUGUCCCUUCAAGGCAGGUGACUGGCUUAUCAUUCGCACAAAUGACAACAAGGCGAAGGCGCUGCACUGCCGCAUCACUGAAACAUACUUCUACCCGACCAUCAAAGUCGCUGAACCUAUUGUGCCCACAAUUUCGCAGCUCACGUUUCAGGCAGCUGCCUUGCCUUCGAAGAAGAUCCCGACGCCUGCACCAGCAUCUCGGGUGGAGGAUGUGUUCAAGCAGGCGACUUUCUACAUGUACGACCAGAACUUCGACUCCCUGUCGGUUGCUCAUAAGCGCGAGGCUAUAUUUGCCUUGCUUGAUCUACUUCCCAGCAUUAAUGACAUGAGGAAAUAUCUUCAGCGCAAGAAACAGUCAACAUUGACUUCGUGGGUGGAUCGACUGUCUCCUGCUGCUCUUGGCGUGCUGCGUUGGAUUAUCGCAUCGAACAGGGCUUGUAUCAUGCAAGUGCAGGAUCCGGAUACGCCAGGAUUUAAGACCCAAGAGCGCCUCUGCGGUAUGUCCGGCUGGACGCAAUUCAGGUUUGCGAUGGGUGCACCGGACAAAGAGCGCCGUUUCGUACAAGCUGUUCGGGACACCUCGAAUCGACUAAGCCUCAAGCAUGAUACCCUGUUCGCCUGGCAUGGUAGCCCCCUCCACAACUGGCAUAGCAUCAUUCGUGAAGGUCUACACUUCAAAGACACCGCUCAUGGCCGGGCGUACGGACACGGCGUCUAUCAUUCUCUGGAUCUCAACACGAGUUUGGGAUACUCCAGUAUGUAUGGAGGGGCAACAGGCGGUGGUUGGGCCAUGAGCAACAUCCACGUCUCCCAGGCCUUGGCCCUCAAUGAGAUCGUUAAUGCUCCCCAAGAGUUCGUGAGCAAGAGCCCUCAUCUUGUCGUUGCCCAAUUGGACUGGAUCCAGACUCGGUAUCUCUUCGUUCAGACACGAAAUCCAGAUUAUACUCAGCCAUCUGCACCGAAUAACACCAGCAAAGAGAUCAUGCCAAUAAAUCCAGUCCCACAAGACAGCUCGUACACCCCUCGAGGUGUUUCCGGCUCCUUGGUCAUUCCCCGAUCCGCUAUCCCGAGUCACCGUGGGCAAGGCUCCCGCACAGCUGACCCGUCUGCCAAACGUCGCAAGACUGCGAAUGGUACUACCUUUGCCGAUCCGAUCGAGCUCGAUGCAGAAGAUGAUGGAGCAAGUGUCGCCACGCUGGAAGAGGAUCGUUCUAUCUUUGACGAGGAUACUCCCAUGAUCCAACCUGGAACCCUCCACACGGGUAUCAUUACGCCGACUCCUUCUAAGGGAAAGGGUAAAGCCACUACAGGCUUCCUCUCCAAGCUAAUUGGCUCCAAAUCCUCUACUCCACCACUAUCACAGCCUCCGACUGAUUAUCUACCGGGUAAGCUUGAUUAUAGCCUGCUACAGAUGCUUGCUCAGCCGGCAUGGGCCACGCCGUCCGCUACUCGUCGUCUGAUGCAGGACUUCAAGGCGGUCAUCGCUAUUCAGCACCAGACGCCGCUGCAUGAACUGGGCUGGCAUAUCGAUGAAGAGAAGUUGGAGAACAUGUACCAGUGGAUCGUGGAGUUGCACUCUUUUGAUUCGACUCUCCCCCUGGCGCAAGAUAUGAAGAAGAGGGGAAUCACGAGCGUAGUGUUGGAAAUGCGUUUUGGCAAGGAUUAUCCGAUGUCGCCGCCAUUCGUCCGGGUCGUCAAACCGCGCUUUCUGGGCUUCCAACAGGGUGGAGGUGGCCAUGUCACUGCAGGUGGUGCUCUCUGCAUGGAGCUUCUCACUAACAAUGGAUGGAGCGCGGUGUCUACGAUCGAGUCAGUCCUGCUACAAGUCCGCAUGGCCAUGAGCUCGCUCGAUCCCAAGCCAGCACGUCUUGAGAACCAUAGCCGUGAAGACUACGGUGUUGGUGAAGCUGUGGAAGCAUACAUUCGUGCUUGCAAUGUACACGGUUGGACAGUGCCAGAUGGCUUCAGGGAGAUGGCAUUGGGUGGCGCUGCGCCUAGGUACAUUUGA